This is a messenger RNA of Pseudovirgaria hyperparasitica, 1888 nucleotides long. Its product is annotated as major facilitator superfamily transporter. The record is from RefSeq and is a predicted model, not a curated record. The transcript is spliced from 5 exons. The coding region runs from base 239 to 1723 and encodes 494 amino acids. Gene Ontology annotation, biological process: transmembrane transport. NCBI's taxonomy places the organism in Eukaryota, Fungi, Ascomycota, Dothideomycetes, Acrospermales, Acrospermaceae. Gene Ontology annotation, molecular function: transmembrane transporter activity. Gene Ontology annotation, cellular component: membrane.
AGGGAGCUUCACAGAUAAGCGCUAUCGGAUGACCACGACUCGAGUAUCCCUUGUUUCGAUGGCCGCGGUAAACUCUACACUCCUGGCCACGAGAACCCAUGAGGAUCUCAAUGCUGUGGAUAGUGAUCAAACAGAUACAUUAAUAUCAUGAGAGACCAGGCGGUAUAUAGAUUGCGUCCACUAUCCACCGAUCGCUCCAACGAAUUGACUCCCUCCACCCACCAUUUCUAUCUCUAACAUGGACUCCGAGAAGCAAGCCCAGUACGCCGAAGACGAAAUCGAAUCAAAAGCGCUGCAUUUCCUCCACAAAGCAGAAGCCAGCCAUGUUUCCGACGCCGUCUCUGAACGUAGCCGUCUCCAGCGGAAGAUCGACAUGCGACUGAUGCCACUCCUCUGCCUGACAUACGCCAUCCAGUCCAUUGACAAGACAACCCUAAGCUAUGCCGCCGUGUUCGGCAUACGCGAGGACACCCACCUGCAGGGCACAGAGUACUCGUGGGCCGGCGCUCUAUUCUACCUGGGCUACCUGUUCUGGGAGUAUCCGACGAAUGUGCUGCUCCAGAAGCUGCCCGUCGGAAAAUUCAUGUCUGGCACUGUCAUUCUCUGGGGCAUCACACUCAUGCUCCAUACCCCUGUGCAGAGCUUUGCCGGACUGGCGGCUGUGCGCACCUUGCUUGGAGUCUUCGAGGCGUCGGUGAACCCGGCUACGAUGAUCAUCUUCUCCAUGUACUACAAGCGCCAGGAGCAGCCCGUGCGGAUGGGCAUCUGGAUCGGCUCGGCUGGUGUGGGGUAUGUCGUCGCGGGCAUCACGAGCUUCGGCAUUGGCCACAUCGAUUCGUCCAGCCUGGAGAGCUGGCGAUUGCAGUUUCUCGUCUGGGGUGCGGUUACUACGGCUUGGGGCGUCUUGCUUUGGCUUUUGCUCCCUGGAUCGCCGGUCUCGGCUGGGUUUUUGAGUGAGGAGGAGAAGGUGCUGGUGAUGGAUCGGAUCAAGGAUAAUGGGACGGGGGUGGAGAAUAGGAGGUUCAAGGUUGUGCAGUUUAGGGAGGCGAUGCUGGACUUGAAGACAUGGUUACUGUUCAUCUUUGCCGUGUCCAGCAAUUGCCCGAACGGAGGGUUGACAACGUUCCAAGGCCUCAUCAUCAAAGGCUUUGGCUUCACAACACUACAAACAACCCUGAUCCAAAUGCCCUCAGGAGGCAUCCAAGCAAUAGUCUGCGUAACAGCCUGCUACAUCGUGUCAAAAUACAAAAACGCACGCCUCGCAAUGAUGCUAAUCUGCCUAACCCCUUUCCUCGCCGGCAUCACGGGCCUCGUCGCCAUCGCCGACAGCAAGCGCUACGCCCGCCUCGUCUGUCUCUGGAUCUCCUUCUCGUACACCGCAACAUGGACACUCUCCAUGUCCGUCGCCACGGCAAACACGUCCGGGCACACCAAGCGCGUGACGACGAAUGCGAUGCUCCUGAUCGGGUAUUGUGUCGGGAAUUUCGUGGGGCCGUUCUUCUUCAAGACGAGCGAGGCGCCGUCGUAUGGGCUUGGGGUUGGGAUGAUGUUUGUCUGCAUUGCGGUGCAGGUCUUGUGUAUUGUGGGGAUCUGGGUGUUGCUGUGGUGGAGGAACAGGAUGAAGGAGAGGCCGGUGUCCGGGGAGGAGUGGAGGAGGGCGCGGGAGAAUGGGUUUGCGGACUUGACGGACUUGCAGAAUGGGUAUUUCCGGUAUGUCUACUGAUGGUCCUGUCGAUCCUGGAGGUAAUUAUGUACACCGGGAACCGUGGCAUGUAAUAAAGCGACAUGAGCCGUGCGUGAGACCACGAGGUAUAGUCGCCUGCACAAUGUCUGCCCGAUGUUCACUCGUUGUUGUCAGGCCCUGUUUUCACCAUGAGCAGCAAGCAAC